Sitodiplosis mosellana (orange wheat blossom midge) is the source of this 1999-nucleotide messenger RNA. It is a transcript of the gene Ist1, whose product is annotated as IST1 homolog. The record is from RefSeq and is a predicted model, not a curated record. The transcript has 5 exons. Gene Ontology annotation, biological process: protein transport. NCBI's taxonomy places the organism in Eukaryota, Metazoa, Arthropoda, Insecta, Diptera, Cecidomyiidae. The coding region runs from base 556 to 1686 and encodes 376 amino acids.
GACAAAUGAAACGCUUUUAUUAUCGCAGAAAUGGCGAAUUUUUUGCUGCACAUUGAUAACAAAGGUGUAAUCAAAAUUGUGUGUUGACCCAAAAAAUAUCAAAUGAUUGCACCGAACAAAUUCGAAGUGAUGACUAAAUCAUAAACGACUUUAGAUACUAACGGGCUGACACAUUUGAGUAUUUAACUUUCGCUUUUUCUUCAUUUGACUUUGACAGUUCCGAGCGAAAUCACUAUCUUUCAAAGUAAAUACGCGAACACAAUUGUUUUGUGUGUUUUUUUUUUCUCUUCAUUUUCUCUCUUGCUCAUACGAUGCGUCAUACUGUAGAAAACAUUUAGAUUUGCUAGUGAUUAAUUUAUGAACAAAUUUACAUUAGUACAACAAUUGUUUUUCGUCCACACUUGGAUUUAAUUCGUUUCUUUUCUUUUUUUUCGCAUUGUAAAUAGUAGAUUGUGACGUAAAAAUCGAAUAAAAUAGACAUAAAUACGAAUAACUUGUCAUAUUUAAAUUGAGAUUGUUAUUUUUUGCACGGUCGUAAACUAGAAAGCUCUGAAAAUGUUUUCAAGUGGUCCGAACUAUUCGAAAUUGAAGACAAACCUUCGAUUGGCCGUGAAUCGGUUGCGAUUAUUGGAGAAGAAGAAAACAGAAUUGGCACAGAAAUCUCGUAAGGAAAUUGCGGAUUUUUUGAGCACGGGCAAAACGGAACGUGCCAAAAUUCGUGUGGAACACAUCAUCCGGGAGGAUUAUUUGGUUGAAGCCAUGGAAGUGGUUGAAAUGUAUUGCGAUUUGCUGUUGGCACGGUAUGGUUUAUUGCAACAAAUGAAAGAGUUGGAUGAGAAUAUUGCCGAGCCAGUGGCCAGUUUGAUUUGGGUGGCACCGCGUCUGCAAGCCGAGGUAGAAGAGUUACGAGUCGUUGCCGAUAUUUUAACCACAAAGUAUGGUAAAGAGUAUGCUGAACAUGCUCGUACAACGACUGGCGAUCAUAAGGUUUCAGAGAAACUUAUGCACAAGCUGUCCAUCCAAGCUCCACCAAAGCUGUUGGUUGAAAAGUAUUUAAUUGAAAUUGCAAAAAUCUAUAACAUUGCUUAUGAACCAGAUCCACAAGUUAUGCGAGAAGAAGGUCGACCCAUUGGUUUGGAUGGUAUGCUGAUCGAUUUGCAGCCAGGAAGCAAUAACUUAGGAGGUGGUGGUGGAGGUGGUGGUGGUCACAGUCAGCCACCGAUGGGUUUCAUUGAUUUUCCACAGCCACCAGCUUUGCCAGUUUUGCCUCAGCCGACAGGAGCAUUCAAUUAUCCACAACCGGGCACCAGUUCGACUCACAGUGCUCCACCGUUCAGCUACAAUAUUCCACCGUAUCCACAGUUGGACCAGGAGAAAAAGGAUUUGAACACUCAAUUUUUAUCGGGGGAAAAUCAAAAUUUCCCACCUCCAUAUUCAGCUAUCAAUCCGAACGAAGAAAUUCAAAAUUUGAAUAAUACACCCAAGCCGCAACCAAGAUCGAAAAUGUCACCGCCACCACCAUCAGCAUCUGCUCCGCCACGAGCCAAUGAUGAAUUGCCCAAUUUGCCAAACGUGCCAUUGGAUUUACCGGACGUUCCAAACUCAACAGAGGGAAACAACAACGAUGAAGAUAUCGAUUUUGAUGAUCUAUCCAGACGCUUCGAAGAGCUCAAAAAGAAAAAAUAAGUUGCAUAUAGAAAAAUCGCCUUUCCGUUUGAACCGUGUUCACCACGGAAACUAUGGUUCAAGUCAAAAUCGAAGCUAAGCAUUUUCGUGACUUUAGUUUAUACUUUUUUUUUGUAAUAGCUCUAGUAUUGUAACAGAAAUUAUGAAGUAAUUCGGAUGGGUUAUCGUUGGAUACGAAAUUUAUAUAUUUUUUCUUUAAAAACAAAUCUGUCUUCAAAUUAUUAUAUCACAUUUUUAAAUGCAUCAAUAAAUUACGUUGAAAAAUUUUAUUUUUUUGAAACGUUUUAUGAAAUAAAAAGCGGAUAAAAUCUAA